AUGACCGAGGUCCCGGCGGCUGUAAAAAGAGUCAUGGCUGAAUUGUCCGAUGAUGAGUUGGAGAAGGCGAAAGACACGGCCGAAGAAUGGUCCAGCAACUUUCCUCCUCCCGAGAUACAAGCACAAGUGGCUCAUAAGAAGGGACUGGUGUAUAUGGAGCACUUUUCGAAGGAGAUGUGGAGGCAAUGCGGGAUGAGAGUGUUUGUGAUGUCGGCAUGGAAGAAUGAACAGGGAGAGGUGCUGUUCGGGAUGCACGAUGAUAACGAGGCAUUAGGAGAUGGGGAAAGUUUCAUGAAGACGAAGGACUGGGAGGACAUCGAGCCAGUUUGGCAGGAGUAUGCGCAGGAACAAUUCGGUGCUGGGGCACGAGAUGGUGGGCGACAGGUGAAUGGAGGUCGAAAGAGAAUCAGGAAGCCUGCUUUCGAACUCGAAAUUGAUGGGGAUGGGAUGCCGGUGCUUCCUGACAUCACCGAGACAAAACUCGAGGAGAAGAAAGCCAUCGUCAGAGCAUUUCUCACAUCGCACUAUCGUAUCUGUUCUGGGAUUGUCAAGGCAGUUGUGCCAUGGAGUGCCAUCGUACAAAGUCAGGAUGACUUUGUGGCAAGAAUGUAUCUUCCGGCGGAUGUGGACUUGAAGGAGCCUUCGAAGUUGCAACAUUGGGACACGACCGCCUUACUGAAUUUCUGGUAUGCUCGGCAGGAGAAAGGCGAAGGUCCAACAUUCCUGUUCAAAGCAUGGAGGAACAGAGAUGGGGACAUGGUAGCCUCGGUUGUAUCCGGAAAUUCACCUUCUCAUCGGACUCGUAAUGCCAGACGAGUUAUGAUCCGAAGGCCUCGGAAUUCAUCGACCGAAACUGACAGUGAUCCCGAGGCCAAUCACGAGAGUGAUCCAGAGAGCAAUCCCGAGGACAACACUCAUCACAUGGAGGAUGAUGCUGAUGAUGACACAGAGGAAGGUAGAUCCCCGCAAAAGAGACCCAGAACAGAGCCUGGUCCUUCGACAGCACAUGAAGGGACAGGGGUCCCACAUGCAAUUCCAAAGCCUCGCCCGGUCAAUGCAGGGAAGACUGGUGCACUGCUGACAUUGCGAAUGGGCGACCUCCUGACUGGGCUGACUGCGAGAGUCACUCGCAAUGUUCAGGAGGAUGAACAUGCGGGGAAGGAAAGCGGUGAUUGA
Suillus subalutaceus is the source of this 1176-nucleotide messenger RNA. RefSeq lists its product as uncharacterized. The record is from RefSeq and is a predicted model, not a curated record. The coding region runs from base 1 to 1176 and encodes 391 amino acids. The transcript is spliced from 6 exons. Lineage: Eukaryota; Fungi; Basidiomycota; Agaricomycetes; Boletales; Suillaceae.